Messenger RNA from Chaetura pelagica (chimney swift), 4278 nucleotides. It is a transcript of the gene NCOA1, whose product is annotated as nuclear receptor coactivator 1. The record is from RefSeq and is a predicted model, not a curated record. Gene Ontology annotation, cellular component: nucleus. The transcript has 24 exons. Gene Ontology annotation, biological process: cellular response to hormone stimulus; positive regulation of transcription by RNA polymerase II. NCBI's taxonomy places the organism in Eukaryota, Metazoa, Chordata, Aves, Apodiformes, Apodidae. Gene Ontology annotation, molecular function: nuclear receptor binding; protein dimerization activity. Bases 1 to 4194 code for a protein of 1397 amino acids.
AUGAGUGGCCUUGGGGACAGCUCAACGGACCCUGCCAACCCUGACUCUCGGAAGAGGAAAGGCUCCCCCUGCGACACAGCCCAGAGCAAUGAAAAGCGGCGACGGGAACAGGAGAACAAAUAUUUAGAGGAGCUGGCAGAGCUGCUGUCUGCAAACAUCGGGGACAUCGACACACUGAGCGUCAAACCUGACAAAUGCAAGAUCCUAAAGAAGACGGUUGAUCAGAUCCAGCAGAUGAAGAGGUUGGAGCAAGACAGAACCACCACUGAUGAUGAAGUCCAGAAGUCUGACAUCUCAUCCAGCAGCCAAGGAGUGAUUGAGAAGGAAUCUCUGGGACCUCUUUUGCUUGAGGCAUUGGACGGCUUCUUCUUCGUUGUGAACCGUGAAGGGAGGAUUGUCUUUGUCUCCGAGAAUGUGACCAGCUACCUGGGUUAUAACCAGGAGGAGCUCAUGAACACCAGUGUCUACAGCAUCCUGCAUGUGGGGGAUCAUGCUGAGUUCGUCAAGAACUUGUUGCCAAAGUCUCUAGUCAAUGGAGUUCCUUGGCCUCAGGAAGCCACCAGGCGCAACAGCCAUACCUUCAGCUGCAGGAUGCUGAUCCGGCCUCCCGACGAGCCGGGCACUGAGAACCAGGAGGCUCGGCAGCGCUACGAGGUGAUGCAGUGCUUCACCGUGUCCCAGCCCAAGUCCUUCAAGGAGGAAGGAGAAGAUUUCCAGUCGUGUCUGAUCUGCAUCGCGAGACGAUUACCUCGGCCCGCGGCCGUUGCCCCUUCCGAGUCCUUCGUGACCAAGCAAGACACCACAGGUAAAAUCAUCUCCAUUGACACCAGUUCCCUGAGAGCCGCUGGCAGGACAGGCUGGGAGGAUUUGGUGCGGAAAUGCAUCUACGCCUUCUUCCAGCCUCAGGGCAGAGAGCCCUCCUAUGCCAAACAGCUCUUUCAAGAAGUGAUGACACGUGGCACGGCCUUCAGCCCCUCGUACCGAUUCACGCUGAGCGAUGGGACAGUGCUCAGUGCCCACACCAAGUGUAAGCUCUGCUACCCCUCCAGCCCAGAGAUGCAGCCUUUCAUCAUGGGCAUCCACGUCAUCGACAGGGAUCACGGCAUGCUCUCGCCCCAGGAGAACACUAACUCUGCAAUGCCCCUUCCCCGUGUCAGCCCCUCACUGAACCCCAGCAUCUCCCCAGGGCAAGGCAUGGCCCUGCCACCCUCCAUCCCUCCCUCCAAUGGCAGCAUGUUGGCCACCAAUGUCAACCAGCAGCCCAGCGCCGGCCUCCACAACAGCAACUCCAACACCAGCCAAACCAGCUUUGGAUGUUCACCUGGGAACCAGAUAGGAGCCAACGUUGCCUUAAGCCAGGGACAAGCCGGUCCCCAGAACAGUAACCACACUUUGAACCUCAAUAGCUCUCCCAUGAAUAGUCCAGGGAUUACCCCACCACAGUUCAUGUCUCCAAGGCAUCGGGUCAGUCCAGGGCUGGUGCCCAGACCCAGAGUGCCUGGCAACCCCUUCUCACCCACCAUGCCCACCAUGCACUCCCCCGUAGGCAUGGCCAACAGCGGCAGUGGCGGUAGCACUGGUGGCACCAGACCCUUUCCCAGCACCUCCAUGAACUCCAUGCAGGGGCUGAGCGAAGGUCCCAGCACUCCGGUGGGUUACUCCACCCCGCCCCCGGUGCUGAGGCAGCUCAGCUCCCAGAGUUCACCCGGCCGCCUCGCCAUGCAGCCCAUGAAAGCAGAGUCCAAGGACAGCAAGGAGAUCGCCUCCAUCCUGAGCGAGAUGAUCCAGUCGGAUGGCGGGUCGGGGGACAGCAAACCUCUGGACCCGGGCGUGCUGCACGCCGGCGACAGGCUCGCGGAGGGGGACAACAAGUAUGUCCUAUUUGUCCAGCUCCUGGCCACCACGGCGGAGCAGCAGCUCCGGCACGCCGAUGCAGACACCAGCUCCAAAGACGUGUUGGCCUGCGCCGGCACCGCUGGCACUUUGGCCUCCAGCAACCCUCCCAGCAGCACCUGCCCCUCCUCCCACAGCUCGCUGACCGAGCGGCACAAGAUUUUGCAUAGACUCCUCCAGGAGGGCAGCCCAUCCGAUAUUACCACCUUGGCCAUGGAGCAUGAGAAGAAGGAGAAUGCCCCGAACCCCACCCCCACGGCUCAGAGCCAGCUGCCGGGAAACCCCGACAUCAAACUGGAGCCGGACGCGCUCAAGAAGAAAGAUGCCAAGGACCACCAGCUCCUGCGCUAUCUGCUGGACAAGGACGAGAAGGAGCUGGCGGCAGCCCCGGCGCUGAGCCUGGACGACGUGAAGGUGAAGGUGGAGAAGACGGAGCAGAUGGAGCCCUGUAACACGGCCCCGGUGCCGCUCGCCAAGCCGCCUGCCACGGAGGAAGUCAAGCUAGAGACACAGGGCCAGUUUGCUGCCGAACUGGAGCAGCUGGACCAGCUCCUGCCCUCGCUGGAGAAGGCGGCUCAGCUGCCUGGCUUGUGCGGACCGGAGAGGAGCGAGGGCGGCGUGGCCGUCAAAGCAGAGAUGCUCCCAGCCCCCCUGCCGCCCAGCGCCGCCGCCAGAGCCCCCGCGGGACUCACCCGUACGUCCUUACUGAAGGUGCUGGCAAUAGAUCACCAGUUUGGACAGCCAGGAAUGGGGGAGCAGAUCCCAUGGACAGAUAACAGCAUGGUAGCCAUGAAUCGAGGCACACUGAAUAAACCUGAAGACCAGUGCAUCACCUCGCAGCUGGAUGAGCUCCUGUGUCCUCCCACCACGCCGGAGGGCCGGAACGACGAGAAAGCCCUGCUCGAGCAGCUUGUCUCCUUCCUCAGUGGCAAAGACGAGACAGAGCUGGCUGAGCUGGAUCGAGCUCUCGGGAUUGACAAACUUGUGCAGGGCGGCGGGCUGGAGGCCCUGACGGAGCGAUUCCAGCCCCAGCAAGCCACCCCACCGCUGAUGAUGGAGCAGAAACCCGGCAUGUACCCCCAGCCUUACUCCUCUGCCUCUCCCACCACCAACCUCCCCGGCGCCUUCCCCGGCAUGGUCAGGCAGAAGCCGUCCUUCGGAGCCGUGCCCGUGCAGGUCCCGCCGCCCCGCGGCGCCUUCCCCACCGCCAUGGCCAUGCAGCCCCGGCAGACGCUCACCAGGCCCCCGACCGCCCCCACCCGCCUGCGCCGGCGGCGGCAGCAGAGGCUGCAGGGGCAGCAGCAGCUGCUCCAUCAAAACCGGCAGGCGAUCCUCAACCAGUUUGCAGCCAGCUCCCCAGUGGGCAUCAACAUGCGGGCGGGGAUGCAGCAGCAGAUCACGCCUCAGCCUCCCCUCAACGCCCAGAUGCUGGCCCAGCGCCAGCGCGAGCUCUACAGCCAGCAGCACCGGCAGCGGCAGCUCAUGCAGCAACGAGCCAUCCUGAUGAGACAGCAAAGCUUCGGCAACAACCUGCCCCCCUCCGCCGGGCUCCCGGUACAGAUCGGAGCCACUCGCUUGCCUCAAGCACCCCCCCAGCAGUUCCCUUAUCCCCCGAACUACGGUACGACCCCGGGAAACCCUCCCACCUCCACCAGUCCCUUCUCGCCGUUGACGUCCAACCCCGAGGCCGCGCUGGCCAACCGCAGCAGCAUGGUGAACAGGGGCAUGAUGGGCGGCGUCGGAGGGCAGUUCGGCACUGGGAUGACCCCGCAGAUGCAGCAGAACAUCUUUCAGUAUUCGGGAUCAGGCAUGGGUCAGCAAAGUGAACCUGCCUUUGCCCCGUCGCUCAGCCCCAGCAGCCCCCUGAUGUCACCCCAGCUCCCGCCGUCGCAGAGCCCCAUGCUGCAGCCGGCGCCUCCCACGCCCGGCUACCAGUCCCCUGACAUGAAGACCUGGCAGCAAGGAGCCAUGGGCAACAGCAACGUAUUCAGCCAAGCAGGGCAGAGCCAGCCAGCACCUGCUCAGCAGGGCAUGUACAACAACAUGAGUAUCACCGUCUCCAUGGCGGGAGGAAACACCAACGUCCAGAACAUGAACCCCAUGACUGGACAGAUGCAGAUGAACUCGCUGCAGAUGCCUGGGAUGAACUCCAUGUGCUCGGAGCAGGUAAAUGACCCGGCGCUGAGACCCACGGGCCUUUACUGCAACCAGCUUUCCUCCACUGACCUUUUGAAAACAGAAGCAGAUGGGGCGCAGGACAAGAAGACAGAAGAGUUCUUCUCUGGGGUGGCUCCAGACUAGAGGAAGUCUCUACAGGUACAACAGGUUCAGGUCUUUGCCGACGUACAGUGUACAGUGAAUCUGGUAGGAGAUCCCUACCUCAAC